AAAUCAACAAGUUGCCACGAGUGAGAGACAAAGGAGUUGCGCAGGUGGUUGCCGUCUGCUUGUCGUCUGCUGCUGGCUGCUGCUGUCAAUAAAAAUUGACCAACUUCACUUUUCUCCAUCAGAUUCCAGUUGCCUUCGCUGCACUUCACAGUGGUCACACCAGCCCGCAGCACUCGUAGCAAGCUUCAAAGUUGUAAACAGUACCACAGCUGUUCCGGACGAAAUUAACCAUUUUUAACAUGCAAUUGGUGUUUGAUUCUGAAUUCCAGUAAAUUAAAAGUGUUUUUAUACCAGUAUAGACUACGCCACUAUUUCAAAUAUUUUUUGAACCAUCUGCAGUAAAGGUAUAAGGUUUUACGCAGUGCUGGUGUGGUAUGGGGAAUUACGAUCUGUUGUCUCUUGUUCAAUCGUAAAUUGCCAGGCUCGAAGAUAUUCUUUAGUUUAAUUCCUGCUUUUCUUUGGCGCGGUGAUAAAAUGAAAAAUGAAGAGGAACAGAAAUGUAAUAAUAACCAGGCUAGUGCCCCAGUAGAAACUCGUGUGGACAAUCAAAGAUCGGUUGAAAAUGAAAACACACAACAGUUUCAGGCACAAAACUUUAUGGUUGGAGGCCUAACCGGGGCAUCUCCUCCAAAAUUUGUGUCUUUUGAAGAAAUAAUGAAGGCAGCAAAUGGUAUGACCAAUAUGGCACUGGCACACGAAAUCGCGCUUGAUAAAAAUUUCAAAUUGGAAACGCUAGAUCCACCAAGUGACAGCUUUCAAAAAAAAGUUAAGGAAACAAUGCAUAACAUAUUCUGGCAGCUGCUAGCCCAAGAAUUGGCCGAGGAUCCACCAAAUUACAAUCAAGCAUUAACUCUUCUUGGUGAAAUAAAAACGGCUUUGGAAGAACUCCUAUUGCCUCGACAUACGAAGAUACGAGAAAACAUUAACGAGGUCCUGGACGUUGAUUUCAUUAAACAGCAGGCAGAGCAGGGAAUUUUAGAUUUCCAUCAUUAUGCUAACUUUAUUAUCUCUAUAAUGGCAAAAUUGUGCGCACCAGUCAGGGAUGAAAAUAUUGCAAAGUUAGCACAGUCGACCGAUGUUAUUGAGACAUUUAGGGGCAUUUUGGAAACUUUGCAGCUCAUGAAGCUUGACAUGGCAAACUUCACAAUAACUUUGAUAAGACCUGAGAUCGUUGCAUCUAGUGUUGAAUAUGAAAAAAAGAAAUUUGCCGAGUUUUUGAAAGUCAACGAAGACGGUCUCCAGUUAACGCGAAAAUGGCUGCUCAGAAAUUUGGAUAUGGAAAAACUUACCGCACCUUCUACGGAUAUCAAUGCAGUUCGUCAAAUUACACACAGCUUGCUAACUGAGGCGUACUUGGAUCUUUUAGAAUGGAAAUUCAAUCCAGAUGCAGAGACGCUGAUGAUGGACCAAGGGCGAUUGGUAGAGUUACGAGAUCGAACCUGUAGACUGUGCAUCACAGGAACAGUGUUGCUGGUGACUAACAACACUAUUGGCGCCCCCCUUCAAGGAGUAACCAGUUUUAAGAAUAACGUGAAACAGCAUCUCGCCGUGCUUUUGGAAUCCGUUCAUUCCAACGAGGACCUGACAACUGCGAUGAUGAAUAUUGUACUACAAGUUACAGCCGAUGUCAAGGAAACACUGAAGGAAGUCGGUGCUUCAGAAUUAUCUCCAGAGCUGGAGUCUCUUCUCAGUGCUCAACUCAUAGAAAUUGCUAAGCCGGAUCAUAAGAUUCGACAUCUUGUCAAUAUAAGAAUUCGACAGUUCUUACAAAAAAUCAUACAAUCACAGACGGCAGGUCCGCAACAGAUACCUCCAGGGCUGUCGUCACUCCAGGAAGAACUUGCUGGAAUUGCAGCGCAGUUUUUGAUCAUCGUAUCCCAUAAUCGCAGUGUAUUUGGCGAAUACUAUCUUGAUAUCGUGACCACGGCAAUUUCUGGUGAAAAUGCUGCGACUCCCAUGAAUACUGAGUAGCUUCAAAAAAGAAUGUGUAGCUUUGACUUAGGAAUUCGUUCACUCAUACGUUGAGACGUAUGUUAGUAGAAUUUGAACAGAAGGCAGUUUAUUUCGAAAAUAUUUGGCUAUAGAAUGCUGGGAACACAACAUCCGAAUUAACGUUCGUGUAACAUUUUCACUGACAGUCGUACCCCAAAACCACGUAGAUAUAUUUUCGAGUAAAAUUAAACGC
Messenger RNA from Diprion similis, 2185 nucleotides. RefSeq names its product T-complex protein 11-like protein 1. The coding region runs from base 475 to 1971 and encodes 498 amino acids. The record is from RefSeq and is a predicted model, not a curated record. Lineage: Eukaryota; Metazoa; Arthropoda; Insecta; Hymenoptera; Diprionidae. The transcript is spliced from 8 exons. Gene Ontology annotation, biological process: signal transduction.